UGAAACAGUAGCAGAGAAGCUGGGUCGUCAGUUUGUGCGCAAAUACACCGUGUAUUACGGUCACGCAGCUUUAACGCCGCACGGUCGGACACGCCACUCACCGUCACCACCAACGGCGGCGUGCACCGAGUAAAAGUCAAGAUGGCGGCCGACGGUCAGUCCGAGUACGAGGCGGUCCUCUGUGUCAAACCUGAAGUCAACGUUUACCGAAUCCCACCGAGAGCUUCCAACCGGGCUAUCAGGGCUGCCGAUUGGAAGCUGGAUGCUCCCGACUGGACAGGACGCAUGCGUGUGACAGCCCGGGGAAAAGUGGCCUACGUGAAAUUGGAAGACAAAAUCUCUGGGGAGCUGUUUGCCCAAGCACCGGUGGUCGAGUACCCUGGCAUCACAGUGGAAACAGUUAGUGACUCAAGCCGUUACUUUGUGCUCCGCAUCCAGGAUGACAACGGCCGAAGUGCGUUCAUAGGCAUUGGGUUUGGAGACAGAGGCGAUUCCUUUGACUUCAAUGUUGCACUUCAAGACCACUUUAAGUGGGUGAAACAGGAAGAUGAAUUUAAAAAGCAGGAGCAGGCUCCAGACACCACCCCUAAACUGGACCUAGGCUUCAAAGAAGGACAGACUAUUACUCUCAAUAUUGGGCAAUCAAAGAAGAAGGACAGGUCCCGCCCGCAGAGUUCAGGUGGCUUUGGGCUUCUUCCACCUCCUCCUGGGGGCAAGUUAGCCCCACCUCCUUCGUCCAGAUCUUCCAAUCAUAACACACAACCAUCUGCAGGAGGAAGUGACACCGGUUUUUUGCUAGAUCUGGACACCAGUAACUCUAACUCAGCAGCUCCCUCCAACCCCACCACCACAGCCAGCUCGGACCUGUGGGGAGACUUUGACUCCGUAUCUACAAAGUGAGGAGGGAUACAUUUUUUUUCCCCACUUCUCUCUGUAAACAAUGCAGCACAUUUAGCAACUUUUGUUUCCCCCCGUUAUGGGGUCCCGUAUCUCUCCCUGCUAAGCAGGGUAGCCCCCUGUGCUAGUUUGUUUUAUUUUAGUUCAGUCCCUCAUGGCUCUUGCUCUUGGCCAGCGAUACACCCUUACUCAUAAUCCAGUCUAAAUUAGAAAGAUUUACAACUAUAGGCCAUCACACUAUCCACCCCCCAUCCUACUUGGGGAUCCUCUUCCCUCUCUCCUUCCGUAUAUCCAAUCUAGCUCUCUAGUGUCCAUUUUCUCGUUUGAAUUCAGCUUUUGUCGUUUUUGUCCUCGUCUUAAUGUUUUAUUUGCUAAUUUCUAUCGUAGAGUAUACUCAAUAGAAAUAGGAGCAAGGGAGACAUAAUCAGAAACAUCUGAUUGAUGAAAUCAAAUUAAAUAUAAUGUAUGAAUUUCUGUACAGAGAAUAUUUAUUUUAAAUGUAUAUAUUGUCGGUAGUUUGUAAUUAUUGUCAUUGGUGUUGUCACCUGUAUGUACUGUAGCUUAUUUGAUCUCUCAAGUCCCAAGCAGUGGGACUGACUAUAUGCACUGACUGGCAGUCUACUCUGUCUAUGUAGUUAAUAAUGCAUAAAGUCUGCAUUUAACGCAGGGAUUGUUCAAAUAGUUGAGUUACGUUAAGGUGAAGUUUACCACACAAUGAUUUUACUUGAAAGAAGCUGAUUUACAGACUAGUUGUGCUCUCUAGUGGAUCUACGGCAUCAAUUUGAGAGGACAUUUCAAACUGAGCUGCAGCUGUGAACACAUAUUUCACAGGGGACGGGUCCUUGGCAUUGUGUGCAUUUGUUUUAACUGUAAAGCAGUUAAAAGAGACAGGGAAUUAGGAAUGUUUGAUGCGAUAGGGUGUUAGCGAAAGAAAGAGAGGCAUCAAAUGCUUUUAUCUUUGCCUCAAGGGGGAAACCAAGAUGAUUUAGUCCAUGUUAUGUCAUCUCUACUCAGCCCAGCUGUUAAAGCUGCGACUGGUGAGUCAUUUAGGUCACAACCUCUCUCCUCCUCAAUGAAUAGGUCUGUGUUUCUGCACUGUUCAGUCAGUGUGGGGAGACACAUAUCUCCUUAAUUCUUUUUUUGAGAAGGUGGUCAGGUCGCAGACCUCAAUCACACAGCACGUUGUACUGUACAAACUGUGUUUUAACUGUGAACUUCAAUUCCAUGUUAAGAUGUAAUGUUAAUGGUAUUCUGAUGCAGUCAAUGCAAUGUGGGACCAAGAUAGUCUGUGUUUGCAGUGUUUUGUUGUGAUAUUGUCAUGUACAGAGAGAUGGCUCAUGUUGCACUGGUAUCACAUGCACAUGUGUGACAGCUGACAAGUGGUGUGACAAUGGAUUUGGAUUGGAACACAGACUGUGUGAGUGUAAAGCCCUAAACAAUGUCUGUCAGUGUUUGUUUACUGUUUAAAUAAUAUGCAUCUCUCCCAAAUGUUACUUGUUAUUAAAACUGUAUAUGAUUAUGGAAAUAUAUUGCAAAGAAAAACAAAGAUA
Messenger RNA from Etheostoma spectabile (orangethroat darter), 2447 nucleotides. RefSeq names its product adaptin ear-binding coat-associated protein 1. Bases 142 to 900 code for a protein of 252 amino acids. The transcript has 7 exons. NCBI's taxonomy places the organism in Eukaryota, Metazoa, Chordata, Actinopteri, Perciformes, Percidae. The record is from RefSeq and is a predicted model, not a curated record. Gene Ontology annotation, biological process: endocytosis. Gene Ontology annotation, cellular component: membrane; clathrin vesicle coat.